AUGUACACGGGCAUCACACUCUGUUUCAAUCUCUUCCAAUGUAUUUAUCGAUGCUGCAUUCUCUUUGCCGAUCCCAGUCUCCUCACUAUCUAUCUAUCUAUCUAUCUAUCUAUCUAUCUAUCUAUCUAUCUAUCUAUCUAUCUAUCUACGUCCAUUAUGGAUAUACCUAUCUGUUUAUUUCUUAUCCAUUAUAUAUCUAUCUAUCUAUCUAUGUAUUUUCAUAUGUAUGUAUGUAUUUUCAUAACUAUCUAUUUAUGGCUUUUCAUAUCUAUCUAUCUAUCUAUCUAUCUAUCUAUCUAUCUAUCUAUCUAUCUAUCUAUCUAUCUCAGUCUGUUCAUUAUCUAUCUAUCUAUCUAUCUAUCUAUCUAUCUAUCUAUCUAUCUAUCUUAUUGUUUUAAAAUAAAAUCUUUACACUUGCCUAUCUAUCUAUCUAUCUAUCUAUCUAUCUAUCUAUCUAUGCUUUUUCAUAUCUAUCUAUGCUUUUUCAUAUCUAUCUAUCUAUCUAUCUAUCUAUCUAUCUAUCUAUCUAUCUAUCUAUCUAUGUAUGCUUUUUCAUAUCUACCUUCCUAUCCAUCAGAGGACGAAACGCAUCGUCUAAGUUAA
This is a messenger RNA of Acanthosepion pharaonis, 603 nucleotides long. Lineage: Eukaryota; Metazoa; Mollusca; Cephalopoda; Sepiida; Sepiidae. The record is from the annotation of a GenBank genome assembly.